Messenger RNA from Tetrahymena thermophila SB210, 4071 nucleotides. RefSeq names its product WD domain, G-beta repeat protein. Gene Ontology annotation, cellular component: Golgi apparatus. The transcript has 4 exons. Gene Ontology annotation, molecular function: small GTPase binding. NCBI's taxonomy places the organism in Eukaryota, Ciliophora, Oligohymenophorea, Hymenostomatida, Tetrahymenidae. The record is from RefSeq and is a predicted model, not a curated record. Gene Ontology annotation, biological process: endoplasmic reticulum to Golgi vesicle-mediated transport; Golgi organization.
AUGAAUAGCUUUGGUGUUGUAUAGAAAAAUGUCCUAACUCAAUUUAUACAAGGACAGCCAUCUCCUUAACAAGAUAAAAAAUAUAUUCCUGAUAAAUUUAGUCCAGACAUGAUAAGUGUACAGAAUUUUAAUAUGUAUCCCUUUUCUGCUUUUGGUUUCGUAGAAGUAAUGCUAAAGAAACCAUUUAAUAAAUCUCCACAAAGACAAUCUCUAACUUCUUCAAAAAAUCUAAUGUAAAGAUAGUCAAAUCAGUUUAGUAAGUCCCCUAUGAGGUAGUCAAUAUAUUCUAGGGAAAGCAUUAUUAAGGAAAGAGAUGAAUAAGAGGAUGAAUUAGAGAAAAAGGUUCUUUAAGAACCUACAUUGUUAACUGGUAUAUUAAUAGGCCCUCAACAUCUUUUGGUCUAGUUAGAUAAUACAGAAAUCUUAAGUAAUGACUUAAAGGUAACAAUAGGAUCAUAUGGAAAAGUUAAUGUAGUAGAAAUACUUAGAAGCAAAUUUUUGGCUCUAAAUAGGUUUGUAGUCUUACUUUUAGAUAGGCAAGUUGGAAUAGAAAGAGGAUAUGUCGGCCUAAUAUCUAAUAAAAGAACAUUUAAUAAUAAAUAUUUCUACUCUCUUGACACCAUAGUUGAGUCAGAUGUUUAAAUUAAGAAAACUGGUAUUGUAGUAGCAGGUUUUAUCAAGAAUUAAUAUCAUGCCAUGCAAUUGAUAUAUAAUCAAGUUAGCGAUGUGAUGGGAGGAGUUCUAGUCAAUAUUAAUGUAGAUAGAAAUAAUUUAAGCAGAGAUGCAGAAAAUUUUGCAAGAAAUCAUUGGCCUUUGCUAGUAAACGAUCCAGAAGCAGGAUAUUGUGUUGCUGGUUUUACUCAAGAAAUCAAUUCAAAAGGUUUAAAAAGCAUUUUAAUUAACUCUGAGCAAUUCAAUCAAAUAGUAAUUUUCACUCAAAAUUAUCAACCACAAGACAUCCUUAGAAUACCUUGUUGCGCUUAAUUGAGUGAAGAUGAAUACAAAGUAGAUGUAAAAUCUAUAAAAGCUCAUAGAAAAUCUAUAAAAAGUGUUGUUCGUAUUAAUUACAGAUUGAUUGCUUCUAUUGAUAGCGAAAAAAAACUCAAAAUUUGGCAGAUUGAUUCAAAAAAAGUAUAUUCCGAAAUAGAUUUAUCAUCAAGUCCAGGAUGCAUAGUAGCCGAUAACAGAAAUAUUUAUGUUUGUCUAGAUGACAAAAUUUAAGUAUGGGAUUGGCAACUUAAAUAAAUUACUCAUGAAAUUGAAUGCUUUUAUCCAAUCACUCACUUAAUUAAGGUCAAUAAAAAAUAUAUGGUUACAGCUGAUGCUGGUGGUUAGAUCAUAAUUUGGAGGAAUAAUGAAGUAAGUAAAAUUGUUUUUUAACCCAACUAAUAGAUUGAUUAGGCUGAUGUGACAAGUAUGGUUUUAUUUAAUGAGAAGUUUGUUGCAGCUGGUUUUUCUAAUGGAAAAAUAAUAACUUUCGAUAUCAGUUAAGGUGUGUAAAUGAGGGUCAUUGAAAAUGGUCACUUUGUUAGAGGUAGACUGAAUUAGGUUAAUAGCUUAGUUGUUUUCAAUUAAGAAUAUCUUAUUAGUGGGUGUUCAGAUUAAACAGUAAUUAUCUGGGAUUUAAGCAAUGAAUAUAAAAUACUUAAGAAAAUGAAAUUUGAUGGAUAAAUUCUUUCAAUUUCUUCAUUAAAUGAAAAAGAAAUGCUUAUUGCUCAUGGCUGCCAUGUUACAGUAUAUAAUAUGUCUACUGAUAAGACUUUUAAUCUUACUUAGGUAUACGAGCCUCAUUCUGAAUUAGUAAUAAAUUGUACAGCUAUAGAUCAUGAAGUCUUUAUCACUGCAGAUUUAGGCGGUACUAUUAGACUAUGGAGAGUCGAUAAGGUUUUAGAUGAAAUUUACGAAACUAUCUCCUUGGAAGAAUUGCAGAAGAUCUCUGAAUAACUCAAAGAACCUAGCAACUACAACUACUUUUUUUUUAGAAAUUUUAUACAAUUUUCUCAAAUACCCUAACUUUAAAUAUAGCCUAUGAGUUAAAAAGAGAAGCAAUUAAAAAAUGAAAUUGAAUAACAAAAGUUGAUCUAACAAAAUUUAAUGCAAGAGUUGCAGUAGGUUUAUCAAAUUUUGAAAAAUAGAGAAUCUGAAUUACAGCAAAAGACCAGUCAAAUAGAAAGACUUACUGGAGAGCUUGACUCUUUGAAUAACAAACAAUAUCAAAAAAAUAGUAAAUAGCAAGAAUAAGCUGAACAAAUCUAAAAAUUGUAGCAACAGGUAAGAGAUCUGACGAGCAACGAAAACAAAUUAGUUAAAGAGCUAGAGUAACUAAGAAAGAAGAGCCAAAGCAAUUUAGAAGAAAGCAUUUAGCAAUCAAAAUCUAAAGAAAGACUUACUUAUAUCAGCAGCAAUGGAAAAAACUCAUAAAAUAUAGAUUAAUUGCAGAAACAAUUGAACUAAUUAAGUAGUACCAUAGCCAAAUUAGAAAAUGAAAAUGAUAGGCUUAAGAAGGAGUUCAAUAGCAACGAACAAUAAGUAAGAUAAUUUUAGCAAAGUCCCAGCAAAUCUUAUAAUAACAAGGGCUCAAACGAUUAAUAUCUUACUAACUUAGAAAUGGAAAAUAACAAGUUGAGAACCUAAAUAAGAAAUCUAGAGUAAGAAUAGCAGCAAUUUUAAUAAAAAUAGAGUAAUGAAAGUAACCAAAGAGAAGUUUACAAAUCUCCUAUUAAAUCAUAGAGACUAAGCUAAAAUACAGUUCCUAAAUCACCAAUAAUUGAUCCUAAAGAAGAAGAAAUAAAUAGGCUAAAACUAGAACUCACAGAGUAAGAUUCAUAAAAUAAACUACUAGCAUAGUAAUUGGAAUCUUACAGAUUAGAUUUAAUAGAAAAAAAUAAUGAAAUUGAAGAGAUGAAGAACUCAGUUCAAACAUUAAAAGACAGCUUUAAUGAAAUUUAAAACUUAUAAUAAAAGAAGCACAAAUUAGAUCUCAAGUAAAAAGAAAAAGAAAAAGAGGAGAUUAUUUCAAUCUUAAAUGAACAAAGAUAGUAAAAUUAGAAACUAAUGAAGACACUCGAAAGCACAAGAGAGCAACACAUUAAAAACUUGUAAGAAUCAAAUAAAGAAAGAAGAUAAAUGUUAGAAAAUCAGAAUGUUUAAUCAAACAUACCUAAUUUCAGCAGCAGCAAUUAGUACACGAAUGACUUGAAUAAAAAUAACUCAUUUAAUUCAAGAGUUAAUUAUCAACAAGAACCAAUAUUAUCAAAUAAUUAAGAGAAUUUAAGUAGCUGGUAAACUCCUUAAGAUAUUCAAAGCUGUAAAAAAGAAUUAUAAAUGGUUUAAGACUAGAUUCAAUCAUUGAAGAAAUCCAUUCUUAAUUCUAGUAACUCAUAAAGUGAUCUCUAGCUUUCAUCUCAGAAGAAUGCGAAACCCUAGAAAUAUAAUGAGCAGUAACAAGAAAAACAGAACAAUAAUAUAUCAGAAAGAACUGCUCAGAAAAAAUAAGGUGGAUUCUUAGAUGCUAACAUCUCAACACCUAUCUAAAAUAAAAAAUCUCUUUCUCCAAACAAAACAACUAGCCCAUAAAAAGAUAGAAACACAAACAAUCAACCAUAAUAAUCAUUUUCUAAAAGCAAAUCUGAAUUGUAGCAGAUUUUACAAAAUAAACUCUCAGAUUUACAGCAAGAGCUAUUAAGAAGACAAGGAAAACUAGAUAGCUAAGGAUAUAGUUUGAAUAAAUAAGAGAGAGGCAGAUCACCAAAUAUUAGUAUGAGCCCUUAAAGAUAUAAAUAAGUUAAUACAAGUUCAUCGCCUCUACCUAAGCAAAAUAUGUAUAAUCAAGGAAGCAUAAACAGCAGUGUAAUAAUAACUGGCAAUAAAAACUUGGGUGAUUUAAUUGGAAGUCCACUUAAGUUAAAUAAAUGCAACAUUGAAAUAGAUAUAUCUGCAGCAGAUGAUAAUGAAUAUGAUAUAGAUGAAAAAUACUCAUCACCAUAGAAACAAAAUAAUUAAUUCUGUUAACCAUAAGUAUAGAUUUUACUUGCAAAUGACUAAUAAAAUAAAUAAAAAAAUAAGUUUUGA